This is a messenger RNA of Paraphaeosphaeria sporulosa, 1757 nucleotides long. Its product is annotated as MFS general substrate transporter. The transcript is spliced from 3 exons. Bases 1 to 1563 code for a protein of 520 amino acids. Gene Ontology annotation, cellular component: membrane. Gene Ontology annotation, molecular function: carbohydrate:proton symporter activity. The record is from RefSeq and is a predicted model, not a curated record. Lineage: Eukaryota; Fungi; Ascomycota; Dothideomycetes; Pleosporales; Didymosphaeriaceae. Gene Ontology annotation, biological process: transmembrane transport; carbohydrate transport.
AUGGCAGAACCAGAACAAAUCCGUUCCUUCGGCCAUGACCCAGCCGUCCACGCCAAAGCCGACGUCCACGUCGAAGAAGUCGUCGUUCAGCGCAUUUCCGAAGAAAACCUGCAGAAGGAAUCCGCCAAAGCCCUGAAGUUCUGGUCCAACACUGGUCUACGAAUCAUCCUCAUCAUGUUUAUCCAGCUGUGCAACCAGAGCGGUUAUGGUGUUGACUGGGCGGUCAUUGGUGGUUUGAAUGCUUUCGAAUCAUGGCAUGACUACUUCGGCUUUGGCACAGCGGGAAGCACCUUCGCGACGCUGAAUGCGCUAAUGCGUAUCGGUACCAUCGCGGGCAGUCCGUUUCUGGCUUUGAGCGAUGUCAUCGGCAGAAGAGGUACUAUGUUUGUUGGCAAUGCGUUGACGAUUCUGGCUGCGUUGUUGCAGGGUCUGGCCACUGGUAUGCCCAUGUUUAUGGCUGGGAGGUUCCUCUUGGGCUUUGGAUCCACCCUUGUCGCGAGUUGCACUCAUAACGCCUCGCAGAUCGCGCCUGUCCACCUGCGUGGACGUCUGGUCGGUAUCAUGGGCGCAACGUUUCACAUUGGCUCCAUCAUCAUGGACGCCGCACUCAUCGGCUUCAGCCAGAUGCCCGGAAACAAAGCGUGGCGUAUUCCGCUUCUCCUCGAAGCCAUCUUCCCUGCCAUUGUCGUCGUCCUGAUCUAUUUCACAAUUCCGGAGUCGCCACGUUACCUCGUGAAGAAAGGCAAGAUCCAAGAGGCGAAGAAAGUGAUUGCCAAGUACCAGACGACCUCCCAGUCAACCGACGAGCCGAUUGUGGGCAUGGUCAUCGCUCAGAUCGAAGAGUCUCUUGAGAGUACGCGCACGGGCUUCAAGCAGAGCUGGAACUUUGCCGUGUUCUUCACGAAAGUCGUCCGCUACCGCCUCUUGGUCUUGAUUCUAUACAGCGCCUUCCAAUCCUGGAACGGCGGCGGCAUCGUCUCGUACUAUCUUACCCCCGCCCUAGAAACUAUCGGCAUCCACGAUGAAAUCCCUCAGCUCGGCAUCAAUCUCGGCCUCGUAAUCACCUACACUGUCUUCACGCUGCUCGGUUCCUGGAUCAUCGACUUCUGGAAGCGCCGCACACUCAUCUUCUCCGGCCUCAUCACCAUCAUUGCCAUGCAGACCUGUGCCAUUAUCACUUCCUGGCGCUAUAACGUGUCUCCCUCUAAGACGACCGCUGGUCUCACCAUCCUCUGGAUGUUCAUGUUUCAGUGCUUCAGCGCGACGUUCAUAGCCACCAUGCACAACCUCUACCCCGUGGAGGUGCUUUCGCUGAAUCUGCGAUCCAAGGGGAUGGGACUUUACGGGCUGAUACAGGGCGCGUGCGGUGUAGUAGAAGCAUAUGGCAUCAGCAUUGGCAUUCAGAAGGUAGGGUACAAGAUCUGGGUGGUGUACAUUGCGUACAACACCAUUCAGCUUGGGCUGUCGUACUUUAUCUUCCCUGAGACUGCGAAUCUCAGCUUGGAGGAGAUUGACAGUAUCUUCGAGACUCCGGGUAUUCAGCCUGUCAAGAUGAGCUUGUAAGUGGCAGAGAUGAACGAACAGAUGUGGAUUUCGCUGACUUUCUCCAGGUUGAUCCAGAAGGGGAAGGAAGAGCAAGCGAAGAUGGAUCGCGAGGCGCGGGAGGGAAAUGAGCAUGGUGUCGUCGAGGAAGUGCCUCGAACGUAGUUGGCGGAUUAGUCUGAACUAGACGACGAAAGUAAGGGGGAUUUGGAGAA